Molecule: messenger RNA, 2155 nt
Organism: Eruca vesicaria subsp. sativa (arugula)
Lineage: Eukaryota; Viridiplantae; Streptophyta; Magnoliopsida; Brassicales; Brassicaceae
Source: the annotation of a GenBank genome assembly
AUCGAUUCCUUCCUUGAAUUAACCAGCGAUUUCAUCUUUCACUCUUUUACAGAAACAUCUAAACUCUGGUGCAGAGAAGAUGGAUCAUAUUGGAAGUCUACCUGAGGAGGUUCUUUGUCAUAUAUUGUCUUUCCUUACGACAAAGGAAGCUGCUUUAACCUCGAUUCUCUCGAAGAAAUGGCGCAAUCUGUGGACACUCGUUCCUAAGCUCGACAUUGACGACUCUGUGUUUCUUUAUCCUGAAGAGGGUAAGCGAGAAAGAGACGGUAUGCUUCAAAGCUUCAUGGAUUUUGUGGAUAGGGUUUUAGCUUUGCAGGGUAACACUCCCAUCGAGAAAUUCUCCUUGAAAUGCAAAACUGGCAUUGACACAGAUCGUGUGAAUCUUUGGAUAUGUAAUGUCCUCCAACGUGGUGUUACAACCCUUGACCUUGUCCUCGAUUUUCCUAGAUCCGACGACGACGACGAUUUAGAUUCAGAUUACAUGUAUUUUCUGCCUGGAGAGCUGUUCGUUAGUAACAAACUGGUCGAGAUGAAUUUAAGAAGUGAGUUUGGUGUUGAUUGGUGGCGUGGAGGUACAGAGACUUUCUUACCAAUGCUUAAGACUCUCCGCUUUGAAUCUGAGUGGGUUUUGUUAUGUGAUGAACUUGAUGUGUUUCUCUCUGCUUUCCCUGCUCUUGAGGAGUUCUACAUGGCUGAUAUUGAGUGGCCUGAAUGGGACGAAUCUGUGUCAAGUGCAAGCCUCAGGAAGUUAACUAUCUAUGCCGGCGGUUUCCAAGACUUUCGGAAUCCGAACAGCAUUUCUUUUGAUACUCCCAAUCUUGUUUACCUUGAGUAUUCUGAUUUUGUCGCGGCGGAUUAUCCUAAAGUUAACUUGCCAAAUCUAGCUGAGGCUGUACUCGACUUUAAACUUACUAGAAAUCAGGUUGAGCUAAUACGAGCACCAAAUGAUGAAGAUGAUGUUUUUCUACGUCUUAGAAAUGUGUGGAAGCUCAUAAGUGGCUUAAGAAAUGUCCAGAGACUUUUCUUUUGUGCUGAGACUCUUGAGGUCCUUUCUCUUUGUUGUGAGUCGAUGCCGGUGUUCAACAACCUCAAAUUUCUGAGUAUUAUUAGUGACGUGGAUCUGGGAUGGCAAGCAAUGCCGGUUCUCUUAAGGAACUGUCCACGUUUAGAAACUCUAGUUCUUAAGGGUCUCUUGCACCAUGUGACUGACAAAUGCGGGGAUGUUUGUGACUGCAUAUCUCUGGAAGACAAAGGUCGUUCAUUGUUAUCAUGCCCAGUGAAGAAGUUGGAGAUCAGAGGGUUUCAAGGAACAGUUAGAGAGAAAGAGAUGAUAAGGCAUUUCCUGGAGUCUUUCCCAUGUUUGGAUGUGAUGGAAGUAUAUGCGGACCAGAAUGCUAAUGAUCCUACAAACUUGGAAGAAAAUAGAUUUUAUAAAAUCAUUGCAUAUAAGGUCCACGAGGAGGAUGUCUCGACAGAUACUGUGCUGAAGUCGGAGCUAUUAUUCAAAGGCAAAUUGGUAAAGUCUGAGAGUAUGCCCCAAACCAAGAUGGAGGAGAUCUCCUCUCAGUUUGAGCCCCGCAACAAUAGACAUAUGUACGACAUGGUCUACAUGUUGCAUGGAGCUCCUCCUCCUCCUGCGCCACCGCAAGAGAUGUCUCAGGACUACCUUAAAGAGCAACUUGAUGCUGCUAAGAUCGAAAUUGCGAAACUUAAGGAGGAUCGUAAGGAAAGUCAACGAAUCCUAGAUGCUUUGUUUGAUAAAAUUGUUGAGCAGAACCCAAUGAUAGCAUCAGCAAUAAAGGCUCGGCAAUGUGCAACAGAUUCAGGGGAAGCAGAGGCGUCGAAGGAUCAGGAGAACAAGCGGGACUUCGAGGCUCUGUUUGAAAUCAUUGUGGACUUGUAUCCAGAUUUUGCAUCAGUGUUGAGGGCUAGGCGUGGGGGCGGCUUAGAACGAGGGGAAACGUCGAGGGAUCAGGAGGAGAUGACCGAGCUCGACCAAACUACGAUCCAAAGCUGAGGCAGCUGAUCGUUUGCGUCGAGAUGGAGACUAGAUUUAUCAUUUAUGAUUGUGUGUUUUUUUUUUUUGUAAAACUUAUAUUAUUUGUACUACAAUUUACUAUAUAUGUUUCAGUUAAGGUUAAAGUAUUAUGUUUGC